Messenger RNA from Chara braunii, 741 nucleotides. NCBI's taxonomy places the organism in Eukaryota, Viridiplantae, Streptophyta, Charophyceae, Charales, Characeae. The record is from the annotation of a GenBank genome assembly.
CGGGAAAAAUCGCGGCAGUUGGAGUACUUUUCCCGUCAUCCCACAAACGACGCUGGGUGAGUGUGACACUGUGUGUUUGCUGUAAUCAGGAGCCUCCCAAGCGUGCACACGUUCAUCUUCCUCUACAGAGAUAUACAUAUCAUCGUGUUGUUUUCGUCAGAAUUCUUUGUGUGACUUUGUCAGUUUGCAGCGCAGAUCUCAACGGAUGAAACUCUACUAGUGCAUUGUCAUUGGGCAAUCAUAGCGAUCGGUUGACGUCAUCAUCGAUGGCGUGAUCUUCGUGAAGCUUACUGAUUCGAGGUGGGGUGUCAAGUGAAUAAGAUCUACCACCGCCUAGUUGGAAUAGGCCAGUAGAGGCGGUUCAUGUCGGGGAUCUCGCGAGGAUGACGGGGAGGGGGUGGGGGUAGGAAGCGAUUCAUCUCUUCCAUCGUCACCGGGAGUUCCUCGUAUCGGAUGAUCCGGUGGAAGCGGGGGAAAUGAUCACCACUGCGGGGGAGGGAAGCGAGGUAAUCGUGAUAGAAGGAGGAGAGGGUGCGAAAAAGUGCCGCUCGAAAGUUCUCGAAGUGGCGACAGGCGGGGAUUGUCCCGGUGGCAACGCAGUAGACUUCUACGACGUUGCUUUGCUCCCAUGCCGCGCUAAAAAGCAGGAGAUGCCAACAGAAUGUGGGAGCAGCAGACCGAAGGGAGGCGUGGGGGUGGACUGUGGCGAGUAGACGGGUAGAAUAAAAGCCGCGGAAGAUA